AUGCCUCACGUUAGCUCAUCUCAUCCUGGUAAAUGUUCCUUGGUUGUGAAUUCUCCACCUGCGACCGAAUUCAAUCACAUUCGCUAUGCUUCCGAAGUCAUAUUCUUCUCCGUUCAAAUUCAACACGGUAAUUCUUCGGUAUCAUAUUAUUCUUCCGCAAGAAAGAGAGACGCUCCCAAAGAAAAUUCAGCUUUGGCCAAAUACUCUGCUUUAGAGACCCGUCCAAGUUCCAACUUCCUCCCUCAAAAUGAGGAAUUCCUUAAAACGGCUAGGCUUAAGAGGGGUUCGACCCCAAGCUGGUCGCUCUUGCUGAAGGGAACGACAGGCGUUUCGGCACAACAGAUUUCGGUUGUAGGCGAAAAAUAUGCCCUUAUUAUCGACAAGGUUGAGCACAACCCACUCAUGAUCAAUGGUCGCCCGGCCUGGGCGGCGUUGUACAACUUGGAGACCGAUGAAGUCACGCCACUCAGCUUGAAGUCCAACUCAUUUUGUGCUGGUGGGAGCUACUUAAGCAACGGCACUUUGCUCAACAUAGGGGGCGACACGCCUGAAUACGAAAAAGCCGAAUUUGGAGAUACCAAUGGUCUCCAGUCCAUUCGGUUCUACACGCCUUGCGACGAUGGCAAAUGUGCCAUCAACGAAUACGACAAUAUCAAACUAACCACUGCACGUUGGUAUCCUACCUCAGCUCGUCUCCCAGAUGGCAGUGUCAUAAUUGUUGGCGGGAGUACAGAGGGUGCCUUCAGGAAUAGUGUCACAAUUAACAAUCCGACGAUUGAAUAUUAUCCACCCAAAAGCUUUGCAUUCAGUUCAAAAUCUGAAAUCUAUUCGCCUUUUCUAAACCGAAGCUUGGUAACCAAUUUGUUCCCUAUCGUCAUUGUACUUCCGAUACCCGAGACGAUUUUCAUUGCAGCCAACAAUGAUGCGAUGCUCUACAACUGGAAAACCAACACGGAAAGUCCACUUCCGCCAUUUCCUAACGGAGUUCGAGUUACAUAUCCGUUCACGGGCUCAGGCCUCCUCUUACCCCUAUCUCCUCUGAAUGGCUACACACCCGAGGUUUUAGUUUGCGGCGGAACAAACUUAGAUGACCGUCUACCGGUUACUGCUCUAAAGGUAUCUGAUCCGGCGAGUGCUCAAUGUGCUAGGAUGGUGCUUACCACUUCUGGGAUAAGAGAAGGAUGGAAGGUAGAGCAGAUGCCCAGCCCAAGAAUUAUGCCUGACUUAAUCAUGAUGCCAGAUGGAAAGGUUUUGAUUGUCAAUGGUGCCAAGACUGGGGUUUCUGGUUACGGCGAUUUGGACGAUAAGGUCGGGGAUUCCAACGCUGACAAUCCAAAUUUUACACCCGUGCUAUACGAUCCUACUGCGACGAUAGGACAGCGAUUUAACUCACAAGGGAUGCCGACUUCAAAUAUCCCUCGACUUUAUCAUUCAGUGGCUACGUUAGUUCCUAGUGGGGAAAUAAUGAUUGCCGGAAGCAAUCCAAACCAAGAUGUUACAACCCAGAAGUAUCCAACUGAAUACAGAGUCGAAUGGCUGCUUCCCCCGUAUCUAAAUACUCCAUCUCGGCCAGUCAUUUCCGAAUUUCCACGCAUCGCAAACUAUAACGAGCAUAUUACUUUGAAACUUGGUGGAACUGGGCUGGACUUCUCCAAGCAAUGUAUUGAAGCUGUCUUGCUAGAUCUGGGAUUUGGUGAUUAA
This is a messenger RNA of Puccinia triticina, 1701 nucleotides long. RefSeq lists its product as uncharacterized. The record is from RefSeq and is a predicted model, not a curated record. Lineage: Eukaryota; Fungi; Basidiomycota; Pucciniomycetes; Pucciniales; Pucciniaceae. The coding region runs from base 1 to 1701 and encodes 566 amino acids. The transcript has 6 exons.